Molecule: messenger RNA, 2276 nt
Organism: Wyeomyia smithii (pitcher-plant mosquito)
Lineage: Eukaryota; Metazoa; Arthropoda; Insecta; Diptera; Culicidae
Product: histone-lysine N-methyltransferase SETD1A
Exons: 2
Coding region: 412-2085 (557 amino acids)
Biological process (GO): positive regulation of DNA-templated transcription
Cellular component (GO): nuclear body
Source: RefSeq, a predicted model, not a curated record
GUCAGGCGAAAGCACUGCCAUUUAGCCUGGCAGAGGAAGGGGAAAAGCUGGAUUUGCUUGUGAAAUGUAGCUGAACCAGCAGCAGGGCGCUUUUUUGUAGUGAGCGAGAAUCGAAGGAGGCCGAUUAGGCUGAGUCAAUCAGUUUGAGUUUGGCGAUCCUGUCGAAAGGGACGCUGUUGUGUUGUCGUGCACUCGCGCCAAAUAGGAAUAUCCAUAUAAGUUGUUUGGGGUUAUAGCAGAACAGUAGGCCAUAACUGCAAGCGGUGCUCGUCGUUCAAGUUAUCGAUUUUUUUCUGCGCUUCACCGCAGCAACCAACUUACGGCUCAGCGACUCCACCCGUUGUCUCGUCUACCCGUGACCAGUGUUUAGAUUAGAAAGGUGAGCUUGACGCUAGUGGACCGUAGUUCAGGAUGGGUUUGAAAAAACGCAGCACAGAUUCGGCCGAACCCGCUGCUCAACCGGUGCACCGUGAAACGUGGGUAUCGACAAAUAAAAUUCUCAAUAGUAGUCUGAGUGCAAAGCGCAUGAACAGCCGCAAUCCUAAUUUCGACUACGACGAAACAAAAUUGCUUAUAUCACUAUGGGGGGAUCCACAAGUUCAGAAAACACUCAUCACCACCCACAAGAAGCACCCGGUAAUUGCCGAAUUGGCACUGAAAAUGCGUGAAUUUGGAUACAACCGGUCUACGGAGGAAAUUAAUACGCGCAUAAAAAAUCUCAAGUGCUUCUACAAUCGCAUCAAAAAGGAUAUGGCGGCCGGAAUCAUCAAUCAGACAACUUGGAAACACUUUAGUGAAAUGGACGAAAUCAUAAGCCGACCGGUAUUCGGAAAUGCUCAUCGGUUGCACAUGAUGCAGCAGCAAAAACAGCAGCAGGAAGAAGAGGAGCUCAAAAAACAAAUUCUAGAGCAGCAAGAACAAAUGCAACGCUUUCCCGUCAAACUGGAAUUAAUGAGCGAUGAUGAUUCAACGGAAAUCCGUGCAGAAGAUCUCUUGACUAUCGAUACUAAUCCGCCAGAUGAGUCAUUAAAUGCCUUGGAAAAGAAUGAACUGAAUAUUAAAGAUGAUUCUAAGAACAAUUACGAGGAAGACGAUGAUGAUGACGACGACGAAGAUGACGAUAGUGAUUUCGAUGUGGAAAAUGAGUUCAACGAUGGGCUGGAUGAGUUGCUUUCCAAAGCAAAGGCUACAACUAGUAAUACCACUCCGGCUUCUGAACAGCCAUCGGCUGCUACCCGCCUGACACCUAAACCCACCAGCGUCAGCGAGUCUGUAACCAUCACAAGCGCCACCUCCUCUCCCGCGAGUUCACAAGGUAAAAUAUCUGUUGUCCCGACAAACCUCCUGCUAAAACCAACCCCGGCAAACGUCAGCAUAAGUUCGCCGAUUCAAAUCUACACCCAACCGACGGUUACCCUGGCCAAACCACCCACUCUUGCACCUGCUCCGCAAGGUGUGAUAACAUCUAGUUCAUCGGCAGCCGGUAUGGCACCAAUGAAACUGCUACUAGUCAAUACCGUCUCAAAGGAUGGAACAACGCAACAGAUUUUGACGCCAGCUUCGGAGGUUCCAAAAAUGCCCCAGAUGCGUCCAGCCCCCAUGUUGGCUCCAAAACCAACCGUCAUUCCGAUUGCCCCUAAACCUCCAACCGUGAGCAUACCUGCCAUCAAUGUUCCACAAGCAUCGGCCCCGGACAAUUUGACCACUGCUGGAAGAAACCCGAAACCAGUUCUACUGAAUGGGGAGAAGUCAUCAAGCGUGAAAGCCCUACUCAAUCAGUUGGUUUCUGUUCAACGCGAAAAUCUUACUGUUUCCAAAGCCAGGUUGGCACUGGAAAAAGAGCGCCUCCAGUUUGAAAAACAAAUUGGAGGCCCAUUGGUUGACGUCGUACGAAGCUUGAGUAGUUUCUUUAACGGGUUUAUGCAGCAGCAUCAGAAAACUAACGCUGCCGCGCGUGAAGAGAGUGGACAACCUUCAGCCAAGAAAAGACGUACUGAAAACAGUGCAGAUAAACAACAGCAACCGGCUGUUACCACGACAGAAGCCAUCAAAGCUGAAGUGAUUAGUGAUACUGAAGAGAAUUGAAUAAGUUUUCAGAUUUCAUUCCGUUUGCAUUCCAUUAAGAUUUUUAAUUUAUUUAAUUUAUUGCUAGUAAUUUAUUCUCCUCACCCCAAUCAUAAGAAUGAACCACAAAAAAUAUUAAUUUAAGCACCUCAGAAGAGCAAACCUGUUACAAUAAAUAAAGACGAUAUAUUUCUAAUAUAAAUUCUCGUAAA